This is a messenger RNA of Mytilinidion resinicola, 1156 nucleotides long. RefSeq lists its product as uncharacterized. The record is from RefSeq and is a predicted model, not a curated record. Bases 125 to 1048 code for a protein of 307 amino acids. The transcript has a single exon. Lineage: Eukaryota; Fungi; Ascomycota; Dothideomycetes; Mytilinidiales; Mytilinidiaceae.
CUUGCAGUUGGGACCAAGAUCCCAAGUCAGAUCUACCCCCGUAAAGCAUGCGCCGAAGGCACAGGGCUCAAGCGUAGAUGACACAAUUAUCGAUCGGACACCGCGUCGACCUUCUGUCUCAACCAUGAGCCCGCCUGAAUCUCCCCGGUAUGGACCUCGACCGACACUCUUGGACGUAGAACGUCACCCCUAUCAAACUCCCGUGGGACAAGUUCCACUAGACAUUUCCGACGAAUGCGCUGAAGACUUCCGCUUGGCUCUGAAGGCGAUACUUUCAAAGAUAUCAGACACCUUGAACAGCUUAGUCCUGGACAAAGAACUUGACGAUAGAGUGAUUUGUGCUGUGGCUGAUGCUCGUCGGAGUCUGAAGAAGGUCCAUCACACAUACACUGCUACCACAGAUUUGAAUUGCUCGCAAGGGUUGUCGAAACUUUUCAAGUUUCAGGAUCGCAUUGCCAUGGUGAGGCACCAGUACAACGUGAACAGUAUUCGGCAAAGACUACACCCAUCUGAAAAGGGGAUCCUUGUGGAGCUUCUUCGUCAUCAGCAGGAAGAGCUCUCUCUAGCUUACAGCUUCCAACACGAAGACGCGAGGCUACGUACUUUGACGGACCGACCAGUGGGGACCGAUAUCCAGCGAGAGAGGGCCACUUUGAAGACAAUCUCCAACCAUAUCGAAGAGUUUUCACGAAAUUAUACCUACCAGCUAGCGAUCAAUCUUCCUUCCUUUGAUGAGCUAGAGCGUCAGCCCUCAUCAGGAAUGGCUACUCUGAUACUCCGCAAUUUAGGGGUCCAGAGCCAGUUGACUGCCAUCUCCCGGAGGAGAAGGUACGCUUUCUCACAGUCUGGUACAGCAGCCAUGAUGUCCGCUCUUAUUGUGGCAGCACUCUGUCACUGGGUUUAUGAAACAGCAUUUCCUUCGGGACCAGAGGACAGUUAUUUGAGGUAUCAGUUGAUGCGUAAAUUGAUACCUCAUCUCAUGGGUAGCUUAGGUAAACUUUCCCCGCGUCCUCCCAUUUUCCUUCCAUCUUUUCGCCCUGCCUAUUAACGUAACACAGAAAAGCAGGCAACACUAAAUGACGUCGAUCAAUUGGUUCAGGAGGAUUACUUAAAGAACGAGGUCUUCUUGAAGCAAAUUCUAAGGCCAAAGGCCACC